UCAUGCAGUGGGCGUGAAGCCGCGAGUUCACGAACCUCCCAGAAAACCUGAAGCCCGGAUCAGCGAGGAGCCGAACCACGGACACCCUCCUCCCGCUGGCCACCACCGCGACAGCCCGGUGGGAACGGGAACGCGCGCGCAGCCUCACACGCAGACUGUCUGGGAAGAAAACUUCAGGAAUAAGAAACUCUCCCAAAAGAGGAGAAUAAGAGGAGAAGACCAGGAUGACUCCACGUGUGGACCUGCUGGCGUGGAGCUGCCUCCUCCUGGUGGUCGAGUCCAAACCAGGCCCCGUCUUGCCGCCACAGAACGUGUCCCUGCGGUGGGUCUCUGGGUUCCAGGCCCGGCUGUCCUGGACCCCGCCUCCGCAUCUGGGGCCGAACUGCUCAUACGAAGUGGUUCUGAAGACCCGGAAGGGAAGAGAGCGCUACACGACUGAGAACGUGGAGGAGCAGUUCUACGUGGUGAUGGAGGGAGGCUCUCUGAACAUCACCGUGGGAACCGUGUGCGGCCGCCGCAGUGAGCUGGCCCGGGUCAGCGUGGUCCACGCAGAGCUGGUGACGGAGCUGCAGUGCUACAUCUACUCCGCCACACACACACACUGCUCCUGGCAGCCAGCCAGCAGAGCUCCAGACCUACGCUUCUUCUACCGGUUACUGAACAACAACUUCAGUGAGUCCGGUCCUCAGGAUGUCGACAUACGGGAGUGCUCGUGGUCCGGCGGCGUCCGGCCCGGCUGUGACCUGGAGGCCGACACCAGCCACACCCUCCACAUCCUGUUCAAUGGAACGGUGAACCACACGGCGGCCUCCAACACCUUCAAGAGAGACCCCUCCCACGACGUGCGACCUCCUCCCCUCAACUGGACCGUCACUAAAACUCGGGAUAAGUUCCUCAUCCGCUGGACCCGUCCUGAAAUCGAAAGACGUUGGAAGUUUGAAAUUAAUUACACCGAGUGUCGUGAAACAAAGUCCAUCGCGGUGGAUGGGGGAACCUCCAUGGAGCUGGACCGGGUCCCUCGCUGUCCGUACAGCAUGGCGGUGAGAGCGUUCAUGGAAGACGGGAAGACGCCGUUUAGUGACCAGCUGUAUUUUGAUGCGGAUCCCAACCCGUGGCCGUACGCCGCCAUCGUCCUCCCAGUGACGCUCGCCGGCCUGGUGGUGCUGGUCCUGGUGUGCUGCAGGAAGAAUAAGGAAUACAUGUUCCCCAAAGUACCCGAACCCCGGGACUUCCUUAGAGAUAUUCCUGACAACAACAACAAGAGCGCUGAUCACCACCUGUACUUCCCGGCGGAGGAAGACGAGGGCUGUAGAAUCACUCUGGUGGUCGACCCCCAUCUCAACGGGCCGGACGUCGGACGCCUCACCUCUGGGUGUCAGGACCCCUGAGGUCUGGUUUGAGAUGGACCGACUGCGGGCUCGACGUCUUCAGGGUCUGGUUCAUCUGGACGAAGCGCUCGGCCCUCUUGCGCAAUCUGACGGCGGAGGCUAAACAUUAGUGGGGCGUGGCGCCGCCCUGCUGGAGCUCUGUGGUAUCGUCCACUGUGCUGGUUGCAGACGCCUUCAAAUCAUAGAAUGGAGUAAAGACAAAAGGUUUAGCUUUGAGGGACCUGCCAUCCCCCAAGAGCAGGGCAGGGGUCUACAUCCAGUCACUGGUCUUGAUGGUUUGAGAUGGUCUUGAUGGUCUGAGAUGGUCUGAGAUGGUCUUGAUGGUUUGAGAUGGUCUGAGAUGGUCUUGAUGGUCUGAGAUUUAUUUUUUUAUUUUUAUUUUUUUAUUUAGAGAAUAAGGGACAGUGCAUAUUGAUUGACAGUACAAUGUACAUGUAAAUAUGACAGAUUAUAGCCGGGAGGCUAGUUUCCAUCUGUAGUCCCUUGGCAGGUUGAUGUAAUUUAAGAAUGCAAGCAGAGUGAAAUGGAAAGCACACAUCACUUCACACAUGACAGUACAGUAAUACAAAAGAAGAAAAAAAGAUUAAUAAAAAGGUGCAUGCAAGACA
Molecule: messenger RNA, 1996 nt
Organism: Pseudoliparis swirei
Lineage: Eukaryota; Metazoa; Chordata; Actinopteri; Perciformes; Liparidae
Exons: 10
Coding region: 225-1388 (387 amino acids)
Biological process (GO): cytokine-mediated signaling pathway
Cellular component (GO): external side of plasma membrane
Molecular function (GO): cytokine receptor activity; protein binding
Source: RefSeq, a predicted model, not a curated record